GGGACAUGGGCGGGGCUGAGGCGCUUCUCCUUUCCCCUCCAUUCUUAGUGGGGCGGCAGGGCUGGAGAGACCUCCGGGGAGCACAGUCGCCAGUCCAGCACGGAGACCCACCUGGCGGAGAAAAAAAAAAAUAAAGAAAAAAAAAACUGCGCCUCACACUUGCCAGGAUUGCCAAAUAUUUCCGAAAAAUACACCUGCUAUUUAUGGCAUGUGGCUUGUAACUUUACUCCUGCUGUACUCUCUUCAAGAAGUACACAGUGAGGAUGUGGGCUCUACCAGGCUGUACUUUGUGAAUGCCUCCCUGCAGAGGGUAACCUACUCCAGCUCGGUGGGGGUGUCCCUACCCUGUCCAGCAGGGGGCACCCCCAGUGCCAUUCUGCGCUGGUACCUGGCCACCGGCGACGACAUCUACGACGUGCCCCACAUCCGCCACGUGUACGCCAAUGGCACCCUGCAACUGUACCCCUUCUCGCCCUCCGCCUACAACAGCUACAUCCACGACAACGACUAUUUCUGCACUGCCGAGAACCAGGCGGGCAAGAUCCGUAGCCCCAACAUCCGAAUCAAAGCUGUUUUCAGGGAGCCCUACACGGUGCGGGUGGCAGACCAGCGCUCGAUGCGGGGCAACGUAGCCGUGUUCAAGUGCCUCAUCCCCACAGCCGUGCAGGAGUACGUCAGCGUCGUGUCCUGGGAGAGAGACACGGUCUCCAUCAUCCCAGGUAACAGGUUCUUGCUGACCUCCUUCGGGGCUCUUUACAUCUCAGAUGUUCAGAAGGAGGAUGCCCUCUCCACAUACCGAUGCAUUACCAAGCAUAAAUACAGCGGGGAGACGCGCCAAAGCAAUGGAGCCAGGCUCUCUGUAAUGGACCCCAAUGAGUCCUCACCCACCAUCCUGGACAGUUUCCAAGGAGGGGAGGUGUAUGCAGGCUAUAGUAUCGAGCUUCCCUGCAUAGCAGGAGGUUAUCCCAGCCCCACUGUGCGCUGGCUGAAAGAUGGCCGCCCACUGCCCUCGGACACCCGCUGGACACGGCGUUUGACGGGGCUGACCAUCAGUGACCUGCGACAGGAAGACAGUGGCAAUUACGCAUGUGAAGUCACCAACAGCUUUGGCUCAAAGGAAGUGUCUGGACAGCUUCACAUAAUAGAUCCACUUAGAGUCACCUUGUCCCCCAAGAACCUGAAAACUGGCAUUAGCAGCACACUCUUCUUCACCUGCACUGUAGAAGGUUCGCCAGAAUACACCAUCAGUUGGUACCGAAACACAGAGCCCAUCUUCCCCGACCAGCACAUCUCCAUCCAGGGGCAACACAAUGACACACUGCAGAUCACUGCAGCACAGAAGUUCCACUCUGGGGCAUACCAGUGCUUUGCUUCUCGCAAGGGUCACACAGCUCAGGACUUUUCAAUCAUUCUGCUGGAGGACGGUACCCCUCGUAUCGUGACGUCCUUCAGCGAGCGGGUGGUGAACCCCGGCGAGCCUUUCUCCCUCGUGUGCGAGGCCAAAGGAGCACCGCCUCCCUCCAUCACCUGGACGCUAGAUGACGAGCCUGUGGUGAGAGACUCCACCUACAAGACCAGCCAGUACACCCAAUCGGACGGCCUGACCGUGUCCCACGUCAACGUCAGCAACCCGCUCAUCCGAGAUGGGGGAGUCUACCGUUGCGUCGCACGCAACUCGGCCGGCAGCGCCGAGUACCAAGCGCGCAUAAACGUAAGAGGUCCACCCCGAAUUAGACCCAUGCGGGACAUGACCGCAGUGGCGGGCAGGAACACGUACAUAACGUGUCGCGUCAUCGGCUACCCGUACUACUCCAUCAAGUGGCUGAAGGAUGGGAUGCAGCUGCCCGAUAAUCACCGUCAAGUGUUGUUUGACAAUGGCACCCUGAGACUGACGGACGUGCAGAAGGGCGCCGAUGAGGGUACCUACUUGUGUAGCGUUCUGAUCCAGCCCCAGGUGUCAAUCAACCAGACUGUUCAUGUCACUGUCAAAGUGCCACCUCUCAUCCAGCCCUUCGACAUUCCCUCAACCUCGGUGGGGAAGCUCAUCUACAUCGCUUGUGUGGUGUCAUCCGGGGACAUGCCCAUACGCAUUACCUGGCACAAAGACGGCCAGCUCAUUGUGCCGGGCCCAACCUCUGGCGUUGCAAUCGAGACCAAAGAGUUCAUGAGCUCGCUUCAGAUCUCCAAAGUGACGCUCAAGCACAACGGAAACUACACCUGCAUCGCCAGCAACGCCGCUGCUACUGUCAGUUGGGAGCGACAGUUGAUUGUUACCGUGCCGCCACGGUUUGUGGUGCAGCCCAACAACCAGGACUGCAUUUACGGCAAAGCCGGUGUGCUCAACUGCUCUGUAGAGGGUUACCCACCUCCAAAAGUCAUGUGGAAACAUGCAAAAGGUGUCGGAAACCCCCAGCAGUACCAUCCAGUCCCCCUUACCGGUCGGAUCCAGAUCAUGUCAAAUGGAUCUCUGCUGAUCCGACAUGUGCUGGAGGAUGACCGUGGAUACUACCUGUGUCAGGCCUCCAAUGGAGUUGGCUCUGACAUCAGUAAGAGCAUGAUCCUCACUGUCAAGAUUCCUGCCAUGAUCACCAGCCACCCCAACACCACCAUGGCGAGGAAGGGCCAGACCAAGGAGUUAAAUUGCACAGCUCGAGGCGAGCAGCCCAUCAUCAUCCGCUGGGAAAGAGGGGACACGGUCAUCGACGCGGAGCGAAACCCUCGAUACUCAAUCACCAUCAACAAGAAGGGGGAUGAAGUCAUCUCAACCCUAAAGCUUAACCCAGCAGAAAGAGGAGAUUCUGUCUUCUUCUCCUGUCAUGCAAUCAACUCCUAUGGAGAAGGCAGAGGCCUCAUCCAACUCACUGUGCAAGAACCACCGGAUCCCCCUGAGCUGGAAGUGAGGGAGGUGAAAGACCGGAGCAUGAACCUGCGCUGGAUCCAAAGAUUUGAUGGGAACAGCAUCAUCACAAGCUAUGACAUUGAGUACAAGAACAAAUCCGACUCUUGGGACCAUAUGUACACAACCAGGAACAUCUCACCCACCAACAACCAAGCCAACAUUGUAGAGUUGCACCCGGCCUGCGUUUACAGCAUCCGCAUGUAUUCCUACAACAAGAUUGGUCGUAGCCUUCCAAGCAAAGAGCUGACAAUCAGUACAGAAGAAGCUCCACCCGACGGGCCACCAAUGGAUGUAAUCCUGCAGCCCAUGACAUCACAGAGCAUUCGGGUCACAUGGAGGGCCCCAAAGAAAGAGCUGCAAAACGGUGUGAUCCGCGGCUACCAGAUUGGCUACAGAGAAAAUGGCCCAGGCAGCAAUGGCCAGUACAGUAUUGUGGAGAUGAAGGCUACUGGAGACAGUGAAGUGUACACCUUGGACAACCUCAAGAAGUUUGCCCAGUACGGAGUGGUGGUCCAGGCCUUCAACAGAGCUGGAACAGGCCCUUCUAGUACUGAGAUCAAUGCUACCACACUGGAAGAUGUUCCCAGUGAACCCCCACAGAAUGUACGAGCCAUCUCAGUGACUUCGGACGAGGCGGUGAUCACAUGGGCGGAGCCUCCACGGCUGACGCUGCACGGUGUGCUGAAAGGUUACCGGGUUGUGUUUUGGUCCCUCUUCCCCGACGGAGGUGGGUGCUGUGGGGGCCGGGCCCAGUGGCCAAUGCAGAAGUGGGGAGAGAUGCAGAACAUCACCACCACACGUGAGCAGGUGGAGCUGCGAGGCCUAGAGAAGUUCACCAACUACAGUGUUCAGGUCCUCGCCUACACCCAAGCUGGCGAUGGGGUCCGCAGCAACGUCCUGUACAUCCAAACUCGGGAAGAUCUUCCUGGCCCACCGGCUGGCAUCAAGGCAGUUCCCUCCUCUCUGAGUAGCGUGGUCGUGUCCUGGUUGCCUCCCCACAAACCAAAUGGUGUCAUCCGCAAGUACACCAUUUACUGCUCUAGUCCAGGGUCUGGACAGCCGGCGCCCAGCGAGUACGAGGCCAACCCAGAGAUGCUCUUCUACCACAUCACACACCUGAGCCGAGGCAAACAAUACCACAUAUGGGCUGCAGCCGUGACGACCGCCGGACGGGGCAACAUGAGUGCAAAGGUCAUUGUGGAGCCAGCCGGGAAAGUCCCAGCCAAAAUCUUGUCCUUUGGGGGAACAGUGACCACACCCUGGAUGAAGGAAGUACGUCUGCCCUGCAAGUCUGUGGGAGAGCCAGCGCCAACCAUCAAAUGGACAAAAGACAGUGAGGACUCGGCCAUUCCAGUGACAGCUGACAGUCAGCGGCAGAUCUUAUCAAAUGGCACGCUCGUACUGCGCUCAGUCAAAGCAGAAGAUUCGGGGUACUACACAUGCACGGCCACCAACACCCUUGGAUUUGACACCAUCAUAGUCAAUCUCGUAGUGCAAGUUCCUCCGGAUCAACCCCGUCUGACUGUCUCCACCACUUCCACCUCCUCCAUCACCCUGGCUUGGAUCCCAGGGGACAACGGUGGAAGCUCCAUUAGAGGAUUCGUCCUGCAGUACUCGGUGGACAACACAGAAGAGUGGAGGGAUGUGUUUAUCAGCUCCAGUGAGCGUUCCUUCAGGUUGGACAAUCUGCGUUGUGGAACGUGGUACAAGGUCAAGUUGGCAGCAAAAAACAGCGUGGGCUCAGGGCGCAUCAGUGAGAUCAUUGAAGCUAAAACGCAUGGCAGAGAGCCCGUGUUCAACAAGGACCAGCCACUGCUCAUGCACAUCAACUCCACGCAUGCGGGCCUCAACCUACAGGGCUGGACCAGCGGUGGCUGCCCUAUCACUGACCUGAUGCUGGACUUCAGGCCCAAAGGCACCUGGGCCUGGCAGAGCUUGAAGGCCAACUCCACCACUCAGCUCUUCCUCAGUGAGCUGCGGGAAGCAACAUGGUAUGAGCUGAAAAUGAAGGCCUGCAACAGCGCUGGCUGCGGCAACCAGAGCUCCCAGUUUGCCACCACCGACUACGACGGAAGUACAAUCCCUCCAAUUAAAUCUGCCCGUGGGGAGGGUGAUGAUGUCAAAAAGCUCUUCUCCAUCGGCUCUCCUGUCAUCCUGGUCACCAUUGGUGUUGCUUUACUCUUCAUUAUCCGCAAGAAACGCAAAGAAAAGAGGCUGAAACGCCUGAGAGAUGCAAAGAGCCUGGCUGAGAUGCUCAUCAGCAAGAACAACCGUAGCAUCGACACCCCAGUGAAAGGCCCUCCUCAGGGUCCAAGGCUCCACAUUGACAUCCCUCGAGUUCAGCUGCUCAUUGAAGACAAGGAAGGAAUCAAACAGAUAGGAGAAGACAAGGCAGCGGUGCCAGUGACAGACACUGAGUUCAGCCAAUCAGUGAAUCCACAGAACUUCUGCACAGGCGUAUCUCUUCACCAUCAAGCCCUCAUUCAGAAUUCCGGGCCUCUGAUUGACAUGUCAGACAUCCGUCCUGGCACAAACCCUGUUUCUAGGAAGAGCAUCAAAUCAGCUCACAGCUCCAGAAACAGAUACUCCAGCCAGUGGACCCUGAGUCGACCCAGUCAGAGCCAGUCCACAGCCUCCGCACGAACUCUGACCUCAGACUGGCGGACCAUGGGCUCUCACGGCAUCACUGCCACAGAGAGUGACAGCUACAGCGCCAGCCUCUCCCAAGACACAGAUAAGGGUCGCAACAGCAUGGUGUCUACAGAGAGCGCCUCGUCCACCUACGAAGAGCUGGCAAGGGCGUACGAGCACGCCAAGCUGGAGGAGCACCUGCAGCACGCCAAGUUCACCAUCACGGAGUGUUUCAUCUCGGACAGCUCCUCCGACCAAAUGACCACAGGCACAAAUGACCCAGCGGACAGCAUGACCUCCCUCAGCACGCCGUCGGAGCCUGGAAUCUGCCGCUUCACGGCCUCGCCGCCCAAACCACAGGACUACGACCGUGGUAAAAACGUGGCUGUGCCCAUUCCUCACCGCGCAAACAAAAGUGAAUUCUGCAAUCUACCCCUUUACAUGAAGACAGACCCAUUCUUCCGCAAGCAGGGGGAGCUUCACGAUCCUUGCCCGGCCGUUCCGCCGCGGGAGGCGUCCAUCCGCAGCCUGGCGCAGCGUGCGUAUCACACGCAGGGUCGCCACAAGACUCUAGACUCUGCCAAGCAGCAGGCCGUGACGCUGGGCCACUCCGGACUGGGCAGCUUGGGUGCGAGCUCAGGCACAGCCACCUUGCCCCAGAGGACUCUCACCAUGCCCAGCUCCAACGCGGCGGCCACCGCCUCCACGUCCAGCACGAGCAGCAACCCCACUAACAGCGGCAACAAGAUGGGCGGCUCCAGAGACUCGCUGCUGGAGAGCAGCUCCUCUGCUCUGGGCCGGCUGCAGAAACAGAGCGUGGGUGCGUACUCCAAGUCGUACACGCUGGUCUAGUCCAAUCAGUGCCAUCCCGCCCCUCAGCCGGCGCCACUCCAGUACCCUGCAGUCCGGGCCUCAAAGGGCAUGCCACCACCUUUUUUACCCAACUUAAGGGUGAGCUGCCCGUUGCCCUCUCCAUAGGUGUCCUCCACGACAGAGACCCAGCUAACUUUUGCUUUUUAAUCCUCACAUGGGACUCUAGAAAUGAACUACUAACUCCAACUAACAGUUCCAGCCGGCUGGUGCUCAGCUCCGCCCAGAGCAAAUUAUUGAUCAUACUGUACGUGUGGAGCGAAAAGCUCUGAGUCCACGACGACAAGGACUCCAAAUGCCCUCACCUGUCUCAUUUGCGCACACACAGUCCUUCAUAGUUUGAGUAUUACUGACAAUUUGGAGGACUUUGACUUCAGUUCCUUAUUCUUACUGUAUCUUUUACCCUACGUGUGUCUCCCUGAUAACUUUUGGCAAACUUCCUCUAAAAAUGAUCUUUCUGUAGACCGCCAUAUGAAUUCAUGGCAACCCAAAUGAACCAUCUGCAAUUUCCCCCGAGAAUGUUUGCUAUUAUAAAGAAUGAACAUAUAUAUUUCUAUGUAGGUAUACUGACAUCUAAGCUGAAAUUAUGACAAAGCAUAAAUGCUAUGUACUACAAUAGUAUAGUCCUAUUUACAGAAAUUUUAAUGACAAAUUUAAGAAGAACGAGACAAUCGCUCAAUCAAUAAAUAAAAAAAAUAAAGAUUUAAUAGAAGUUUGACUCGAGAAAGAAGUGUGGAUGUUCUGGAUGACGAAGCAUUAAAGUGUCUAUGGGAAAAGCAAGGAUAGGCUGCUUAUUGUUUAUUGCUACUAUUAUUAUUAUUAUUGUAUUGGGUGAAUGGAUGAUUAUUAGCAUUAUGGUUGGAAGUACCACAAGUCUUUUGAGUGCAUUUCAUGAAUAAAACAUUGACCACGUGGCUGGAUAAUUGUGUAACUUCAGCUCAUGCCAAGUGAAGCUCGUGGCGACCACCGAGCUCCCAGGAAUGAUGACAGUGACGUGAAAAGAUGUUAAUGUCAGGGAUUGGAGUUGUGAACGCGAUUAAAUUGUCACUCAUUGAAUAUCUUCGUCGGUGUCCCGUCAGAAGCACUGUAAAUGUCCCUCGAAAUGUGUACAUUCACACAAGCUACUGGAAUGUCUCUCUCAAGCAUCUCCAUCGUAGUGGCUUGUGCUUUAUAUUUAUUUCUGUGUAUCCAUUUGGUUGUUUAGGGGAGGGUGUUUCUGUUGGUCAUUUCAAUUAGCUUUUUCAUGAAAGUGUAGGUUGUAGAUGAAACUCAAGUGUAUGGCCUGUGGCUUCAACAAGUUCAGCCAAACCGAAUCAGGGACUCGUAGCUCGUUUGGUCACACAAACUACUAUUAUAUGUAUAUACAUAGUGGAGUGGGAAUGUAAAAGUAACACAUUCAGGCUCCUAACCCUUCCACUCCCUUUACAGAUGAAUUCAAGUUGCAAAUAUCCCUAGCCCGAACAUAUUAGAUGCAGAAUGGCUACCUUUGUCAGUGUUGUUUAUAGAUGAAGUCUUGUACAUAAAACACAGUUUUUGUAUGAAGAGCUAUUUUCGUCACAAUGCUUCAGGGGGCACAUCACAUUGAAUCCCCCAAUUUCAAGAAUUGAAAUGCUAUCCAAAAUACAAUAUUUUACUCCAGAAUGGGCAAAACACUUUUCUUUCCCUUCAUUUUGAUACAAAUGUGUUGAUUUUUUUUUUUUACAUUCUUUUUUAAAGGUAUUUUGAUGUUGUCAUUUGUCCCAUUCUUUUUUUUUUUAAUCUUUUUUUUUAUUUUUAUUUUGUUGAUCCUCUAAAAAGUCAUUGCAUGCUUGCUAAAAGGGAAAAGCAUUUGAAGGAGAAAAAAAAAUGUAUGAAAAUGAAAAACUUACAAAAAAAAAAAUGCUGAGGGUAUCCCAAACAUUUGUUUGAGUUGCUUGUUAUAGCAAUUGCUUGUGUUCAAAAGUACAUUUUCUAUGAAAAGAAAGCAAAAACUAAAAAGAUCAUUCUAACACCUUGUGCAAUAAAGCUAUCU
This is a messenger RNA of Dunckerocampus dactyliophorus (ringed pipefish), 8411 nucleotides long. RefSeq names its product cell adhesion molecule DSCAML1-like. Gene Ontology annotation, molecular function: cell-cell adhesion mediator activity. Gene Ontology annotation, biological process: dendrite self-avoidance; axon guidance; homophilic cell-cell adhesion. The transcript is spliced from 33 exons. Lineage: Eukaryota; Metazoa; Chordata; Actinopteri; Syngnathiformes; Syngnathidae. Gene Ontology annotation, cellular component: plasma membrane; axon. The record is from RefSeq and is a predicted model, not a curated record. Bases 209 to 6382 code for a protein of 2057 amino acids.